This is a messenger RNA of Ambispora gerdemannii, 1791 nucleotides long. NCBI's taxonomy places the organism in Eukaryota, Fungi, Glomeromycota, Glomeromycetes, Archaeosporales, Ambisporaceae. The record is from the annotation of a GenBank genome assembly.
AUGUCGACUACAUUUCAAGAGUCUUCUCGAUCCCGUGAACAUUCUCCGCCAUCAUCUGAAGUUUCUGAUACGGAAAAGCCAACAAAGCGUUCAAGAAAAGAUAAAGGCAAAGCCCAAGUUAAUUCUCGACGUAAAACUCUUACAUUUCAAGAAAAGCUAGAUAUAUGUAUUGAUAAGAAAAGAAAUAAGUUAAAAAAUACAGAUAUCGUUAGAAAAUAUAAUUUAUCUCCUUCUACGGUUAGUGAUAUCAUUCGAGGAGAAGAAAAAUGGAGAAAGUUAGUUUUUAGUGAUGGAUUAGAAGAAGCAAAACGAGGACCUAAAAGUUACUUUCCAGAAAUAGAAGAAGGUGUUUCUAUGUGGUGUGAACAGGCAAUAUUAGAUGGGGUUACGUUUAAUGGAACGAUUUUACAAAAUAAAGCAAAAAAAAUAGCGGACCUUUUAGAAAUCGAUGAAUCAAAAUUUUCUGCAACAUCUGAUGGAUGGCUUCGUCGUUUCAAAGAAAGAAAUAACUUGCAUGUAUACAAACGAAAAGCGGAUUUAGACAGCAUUGAUUAUGCACAAAUUCCUGUACACCGUGAAGAACUUCAAAAGCUUCUUCAAGAAUAUGAUUCAAAUAAUAUUUUCAAUUGUGAUGAGACCGCGUUAUAUUGGAAAUUGGAACCUUCUCAUACUCUUGCGCACAAUCCUAUUUUGGGAAAGAAAAAACCAAAAGGUCGAAUUACAUUAAUGUUGACGUGUAAUGUUACUGGUACAGAAAAAUUACCUUUGCUAUUUAUUCACAAAAGUGAAAAUCCACGUCCUCUUAAAGGAAUUGAAAAAUCAAGUUUACCAGUUUGGUAUUACUGGAAUGCAAAAGCAUGGAUGAUGCAAUCAGUAUUUGGUCACUAUCUUCGACGUUUGGAUAAUAUGAUGAGAAAGGCAAACCGAAAAAUCAUUUUAUUGGCCGACAAUGCUACAUCUCACAAAACAGAAGCUAUUAUCAAAAAAUUAACUAAUGUUAAAGUUCAUUUUUUGCCUCCCAACACGACCUCUGUUCUGCAACCACUUGAUCAAGGAAUUAUCUAUAAUUUAAAGGCUCAUUAUAGAUCAAUUUUAUGCGAAAAUCGAAUCGAAGAAUAUGACGCCCUCCGAUCCCGUCUUAGCCAGCAGCAAUAUUUAAAGCCAACCCCUAUGGAUUCUUUACCUGCAUUAACCAUAUUGGAUGCAAUUAACUUUUCCAGUAAGGCAUGGAAUCGAGUAACACAAACUACAAUUCAAUCCUCUUGGAUGAAAGCUAAAAUUUUGCCAGCAACAAUUAAUCUUGAAAUGGCAACGAUAAAUGAAGAAAAUACAGAAUUUGAGAUAACGACUUUAAUUAAUAAGUUACCUAUUGAAGAUGAAAAUAUCAGUGUUCAUGAUUUUAUUGAUUUUGAAUCAGUGACGAUGAGUAAUAAUAAUGAUAUUGAAGAUGAAGAAUUUAGUUUAAAGGAAAUAGUAUCAGCAAUUAGAGGAGAGGAUAUUAAUGAAGAGGAAGAGGAAAGAGUUAUUUCAGAAAAAAAAGUGACAAGUUCUCGGACUAUUUUGGGUUUGGAUGAUUUUGUUUUAUUUUGUCACCAAGAAGAUCUUGGUGUUGAUGCUCAAUUUUAUGAUCAAUUGAAAUGGUUGCGCAACCGUAUUGUAGAAAAGAGACAAAUUGCAACUGGUAGUACAAUGAUAGGAUAUUAUGCACCAAAAAAUACAGAAGAUGUAUCAGAUUGGAUUACUUUAUUACCUGGUUACUCGAUAUAUACAGCAGCUGCAAGAAAUGAUUGA